This is a messenger RNA of Mercenaria mercenaria, 1357 nucleotides long. RefSeq lists its product as uncharacterized. Gene Ontology annotation, molecular function: protein binding. The coding region runs from base 156 to 866 and encodes 236 amino acids. NCBI's taxonomy places the organism in Eukaryota, Metazoa, Mollusca, Bivalvia, Venerida, Veneridae. The record is from RefSeq and is a predicted model, not a curated record. The transcript has 7 exons.
GGAAGAUACAUGCGUUAUUGGGAAGAAUACAGCAAUUAAAAGACUAUGAGAUUCCUGUAGAUGUUCCGGAAAAUAUUGAAUGUUGGUUAAAAAGCCUUGUUUUGUUGGAAUACAAGGACAAUUUCAUUCGCAAUAACAUAUCAACGCAACAGGAAAUGGAAGUUCUUAAAGAUCUCAAGAUUAAAGAGAUUCGUACUGACCUUGGCAUUACAAAAAAAGGUCACAUCAAGAGACUGCUAAAGGGAAUAAACCAACUACGGAAACCAACGAUUGCGGAACAGAAGCGUGCGGCCAUUCAAAGACUGAUUAUAAACCAAGAAACAUCAAAGCUUGAAGAUGUGAAUGUUGAUGUAUAUGCCUUUUGGGAAUAUCUCCGAAAGAAAUGCCUCCAACCACAGUCAGCUGUAUUUGAAUCAGACGAGCAUUUGAAAGUUAAGCUUCGCCAUUUAAGGAACAGAUGGCUGGCAAUUUUUGCAAUGAUUAAUAUACUUUGGCUGAUCCUGAUUUCGUCUUUAGCUGAUAAAGGAAAACUACUCGGUGUGUUCGGGAGUAACCCAGUCGGUUUUGUUGUGAUAGUGCUAUUCAGCUUCAUACUUCUCCUCCAGUUCUUGGCAAUGAUAGUACAUCGUAUUUCAACAUUGAUGCACUUCUUGGGGAGGACGCCCUACAAAUGUAACAGCGCAUAUAACAGCAGUUGGAUGUUCGAUUUCAGUGACUUGCACACAUUAGACGAGACCGAACGUAAGCAAUUCCAUGAAUAUAGUGGGAAGGCAGAGGAAAGGAUUUUCAGAAAGUGGCGUACCAAAGAUAAAGCAGAUUCAAUUGUUGACGAAACUACACCAUUGGUUUCAAAUGAGCAUAGAUGAAAGCAAAUGUCGGCGUGUAACAUUCAAGACAAUGAUAAUCUGAGCUCAAUGACGAAUGCAUCUAAAUUCACUUGAUAUUUUUUAUGUUUUCCGGAAAUAUGUCGAUGAGAGGAACAUACAGUUGCCGCCUUGUCUUUCCGUCAGACAGUCCCGAAAUCUUUGUCCAGAUUACACCUCCUAUAGUUUUCAAGGCAUCUGGCCAAAAAUUACAAAAAUGUAUUGCUAACAAGUGAACUUAUCAUUAGGACAUAACCCUGCUAAACUGCUAUUAUUCGUGCUGUAUUUUACCAUGCAGAUAACUCUUGUAACAUAGGGACCUAACACAGAUACAAGAAAUGCAUUGCUAUUACAUAUAAUAUUGUCAGGAGAUAAAUUCACUACCGUACACACCAUUAUAACCACCCCCAACAAUACACGCAAAACCCUCGUUUUUGUUAAAAAUUGACAAUAAUUAUAUUCCAUACUGCCAGUGUUACGAUAUACAUGUAAUA